AUGGGAAAGAUCUGUGCUAUAUGGAUUCCCUAUUUGCUGACAUAUGAGCAGAAAAGACUUCCAAGUGAUGCGCAAAGAUUUUAUAUGGUUCCGUUUCCGAGCUCUGUGUGUCCUUGGUAUCUUGUAAAUGUACAGUAUUUAGAUGGAAAUUCCAUAGUGACGUCACCGAAUUACCCUCUAACGACAAAUAUUGACUAUGAAAUUAAAUGGAUUGUGAGUGUUGAACCCCAACGGUUUGCCAAAGUUGUUUUCACUAAUGUAUCACUAUCAAAGGAUUGCGACGUGAUAGUAUCGGAAAACAUCCAAAGAAAUUCUAGAUUUUUCAUUGACCAUAGUUUCAACAAUGAAGUAUUCGUAUUAGAAACAGACCAAAGCGUGGUGUCGUUUAAUGCAAGGUGCAAUCAAAUAUGGUUAACGAUGAAAUUUCGAGCAAUUGUUACUACUGAAGAAACUCCAGCUUGCCUUAGCCUUGGUAUCGUUGGUCAAAGAGGAAACAGAUUAGAACGGUGCUCUAAAUCAAACAUGAUUCUUUCUACCCGUUCAUAUUUGAAUAUUGACCACACUAACGGCAAUGAGGAGUUCCAAAUAGACGCCAACUAUCACCAAAGCAUUGAUAUCUCCUUCAUUGAUUUCUACAUGCCGUGUUAUAGUAGUGACUGGAUUUUCGAUUCCAAGCCUAGUAAGUAUGUCUUCUGA
This is a messenger RNA of Ruditapes philippinarum (Manila clam), 696 nucleotides long. RefSeq lists its product as uncharacterized. Lineage: Eukaryota; Metazoa; Mollusca; Bivalvia; Venerida; Veneridae. The coding region runs from base 1 to 696 and encodes 231 amino acids. The record is from RefSeq and is a predicted model, not a curated record. The transcript is spliced from 5 exons.